AUGGCACCACUAUCAAGACUCGCAGUGCUAAUCGCCGCAAUUAUUUCAUGCUCGAUCCGUGGCUGUGCCGCGGGCCUGAAUCAACAAUACAUGGGAGGCGACCAGCUCCCUUUUGAAUUCCGCGCCGCAACUAUCGACGACAUUGAUGACAUGGUCACCGUGUUUAUCGAAGCCUUUUCCGUGUCGCCCGCGUGGCAAUAUAUUCACCAAUUUGAAGAUGCGUAUCCCGGCUACACGUGGCAUUGCACUCGUGACAGCUGGAGAGACAGUUAUGAGAAGAGCGGCUCCAAUGCCACCUUUAGGGUGAUUUCAGUGCCCGACGAGACGGCCGCGUCGGGCUCGCGUGUAGUAUCUUUCUCCAUCUGGGAAUUCAACAAGACAGGCGGCAGCGACGCAAACCGGCAGUCUAUCUGGUCCAUGGGUAAUCGCACACCCAGCUGGGCCAACUGCUCGGCGCAUCUGGAUGUGAACAUGACCCGGGUCGAAGAUUAUGUCAAGCAGGGCGCCGAGGCAGAGGACAAGUACCUCAACGACGUGUAUGAUUGCCAAGACUACUUGGCCCUUUUGGCAACGCACCCCAAAUGGGAUGGCAAUGGCUUUGCGGCAGUCCAUCUCCAAUGGGGCAUGGCCUUGGCUGACAAGACGGCGAUUCCCACGACUCUACUUGCUACACCGGCUGGGUAUCCGCUAUACAAGUCAUUGGGGUUCAAAGACAUAUAUAAUCAGUCCAUCAAUAGGUUGGACGGGAAAGGGACUUUUUGGCAUGAGAUCAUGGUGCAUUUCCCAGAGGAGGGCUCCUGA
Messenger RNA from Pestalotiopsis fici W106-1, 801 nucleotides. RefSeq lists its product as uncharacterized. Lineage: Eukaryota; Fungi; Ascomycota; Sordariomycetes; Amphisphaeriales; Sporocadaceae. The coding region runs from base 1 to 801 and encodes 266 amino acids. The transcript has a single exon. The record is from RefSeq and is a predicted model, not a curated record.